AUGUCAGGUACGACUGUUCCAGUGGCUCCAGCACCACCACCAGCUCUAAUUACUCUUGUGUCUUCCGAUAAUAUAACUUUGUUGGUAAGGACAGUGAAGAAUAUGAGGGAGUUGGGGUGUGAAGCUUUUCUAGGUGAGCAGGAUGCAGAAAUUACGGGUAGGUGGCUACGGAAGGUAGAAAGCGUUAUGACUCAGAUGAGGGUACCUGAUGACUGGCAAGUGAGUUGUGCUACCCAGUUACUUUCAGAUAGAGCCCAAACAUGGUGGGAAGUCAUUCAAUCUCGAAGGACUACUAGAAUUUGUACUUGGGGCGAGUUUAGGAAACAGUUUGAGACCCAAUUUUUCUCUCCUUUCCAGUGCAGAAUAAAAGAACAGGAAUUUCUGGCAUUGAAACAGGGAAACAUGACAGUACUAGAUUAUAAGAGAAGAUUUCAUGACCUCUUUUUAUUUGCCCCACAGUUUGUUACCACUGAGCAACAGAUUAUUGACAGAUUACGGGAUGGAUUACGCCAGGAACUUAGACAAGGAUUGGUUGCUUUACGGUUUGAGUCCUCCAGAGAACUUAUUGAAGCAGCCCAUGCAUUAGAGGCGUGUAUGAGUGAGGGUCAGCAGGGUCAGGUUGGGUUUGGCAAGAGGAAGGACACUGAUCUUAUUCAGAGUAAACCUCUAUUUCCUAAGAAAGGGAAAUCUCAGUUUAGUCAGUUUAGAAGGAAGGAGGGGACAACAUCGGGAAUGGAGCAGAGUUCGGGUAUUGGGCCUAUUGGAAGCCAGUCAAGAGGACGGAGUGGAUCAUUUGGUUGGACUUCUGAUCAGAAGUCAAUUUCAUACCCUCAGUGUGUUCGAUGUGGCCAGAAACAUCAUGGGGACUAUUCGACUACGCCUGGAUGA
Messenger RNA from Populus trichocarpa (black cottonwood), 888 nucleotides. RefSeq lists its product as uncharacterized. The record is from RefSeq and is a predicted model, not a curated record. NCBI's taxonomy places the organism in Eukaryota, Viridiplantae, Streptophyta, Magnoliopsida, Malpighiales, Salicaceae. The transcript has a single exon. The coding region runs from base 1 to 888 and encodes 295 amino acids.